AUGUCUGAACUCUAAGUAUGAGAAUAUAUAUAAUAAGAUCAUAUUUAAUGUUGGAAAGAAUGAACAAGGUAAUCCAAGUCAAAAUUAUAAGAAGAUUUUAAAAAAGUAUAAAGGAUAAUAUAAGGUAAGUUCUUAAUUUUUGAAUUAUUUAGUUUGGAUUAAACAAGGAUGAUUUAGUGUAUGAAAAAUUAAAGAAUGCAAAUUUAAUUAUUUUUGGAGGUUCUAGAGCUCCAUUUACAGAAAAAGGUUAGUUAUAUGAUUGUUAUCAUUAGAAAUAAAAUGUCUUGAAGAAUAUCUAAAUAAUGGAGGAAAUUUAUUAAUUUUAUUUUCUGAAGGAGGAGAGAAUAAAUCUACAAGCAAUUUAAAUGCAUUUAUAGAAAAGUAUGGAAUAUAUGUAAAUAAUGAUUGCGUGGUCAGAACAUGCUUUUUUAAAUAUUUUCAUCCUAAAGAAGCCUAUAUAUAGUAGGGAGUAAUAAAUCAAGAAGUAAUUAAUAUAAUAAUAAAAUGUAAAGAUAGUUCGUGUAAUUAAUGGAGAUUAAAAAGAAACUAGAAAAAAUAAGGCAUCUACACCAUAUUUGUAGGGUGUAAUUGAAUUAGAGGAAUCAGAAACUAAUAAUAAUGGAGGAUUGGAUUUUGUAUAUCCAAGUGGAGCCACAUUAGUAGUGAAGGACAAAGCAUUUCCAGUUCUAUCGACAGGACCUAUGUCUUAUCCAUGUGAAAGACCUAUAAUGGCCAUAAAUUCAGAUAAAGGGAAAUUAGUAGUUAUAGGUUCUACUGAUAUAUUUAAUGAUGAAUAUUUUGAGAAGGAUGACAACCAGAAGAUUUUUGAUUUUCUGCUUAAAUUUUAUUUUAGUAAAGAUGUCGAAUUUGACAAAAAGGCUCCAUUCAUUGAGUCAGAAAAUAAGAAUGCUCCAGACAUAGCAGAAUUGUCAGAGAAACUUAAGAGUUGUCUAUAAGAGAGUGAGGAAUUACCUAAGGAUGUGACUACCCUCUUUGAUUCUACUCUAUUUAAAUUUGAUCUUGAAAUGAUUCCUGAUGCUGUAAAAUUAUAUUAGACUCUUGGUAAAUAUAAUAUAUAAUAUGAUAAUUAGCUGUAAAACAUGAACCAUUAACUUUAAUUGUACCACAAUUUGAAACUCCAUUAUUAGGAUUAUAACCUGCUUUAUUUCCACCAAUUCCUAGAGAGUUACCUCCUCCUCCUCUAGAGUUAUUUGAUUUAGAUGAAGAAUUUGCAUCUGAAAAGUGAUCUUACUAUCUUAUCAUAAUUAGAGUGAGAUUAGCAUAAUUAACAAAUAAAUGUAGCAAUGAUGAUUUAGAAUAUUAUGUGAAAGAAGCAGGAGAUAUUAUAGGAAUAACAGACAAAUUAAAGAAUAGAUAAAAGGCACACUCAGUCAUUCAUUAUGUUUUAGAAAAUUUGAUCAAUUUUAAAAAACUAAAUUAAGGUUGA
Messenger RNA from Paramecium primaurelia, 1447 nucleotides. NCBI's taxonomy places the organism in Eukaryota, Ciliophora, Oligohymenophorea, Peniculida, Parameciidae. The record is from the annotation of a GenBank genome assembly.